This is a messenger RNA of Dioscorea cayenensis subsp. rotundata (Guinea yam), 2891 nucleotides long. RefSeq lists its product as uncharacterized. Gene Ontology annotation, biological process: guanosine tetraphosphate metabolic process. The transcript is spliced from 18 exons. The coding region runs from base 91 to 2679 and encodes 862 amino acids. Gene Ontology annotation, cellular component: chloroplast. Lineage: Eukaryota; Viridiplantae; Streptophyta; Magnoliopsida; Dioscoreales; Dioscoreaceae. The record is from RefSeq and is a predicted model, not a curated record.
ACCCCGCGUUCUCAUCCACACGGUGGUCUCCCGCCCUCUCCCUUCGGGAGGGUCGGAGCUCACUCCUUUGGAUCCUUCAAGCUCCCAAUCAUGGCUUCUUGCAAGGAAUUAGGGUACCGGAGCUCAGCUAUGCUUGGGCGGAGUGCUUUGAAGCUCUUCCCCUUCCCUUGCCUCCGUGGCUCCCUCGCCCUACGACGUCGCGCACCUGGAGGACUCUCUGUCACUUCGUCUCUUGGCCCCGUCAUCGGAUCCGCCGCCGCCGUUGUCUCCGGUGGGUCGCACGCCGCUGUGACAUCAACCCUGGCUCACGUUGCUGUCACGGCGGUUGCGAUCGCCUCCGGCGCGUGUCUUUCUACAAAAGUUGAUUUCCUCUGGCCUAGGGCGGAGCAGAUGCCUGAUUCUUUUGUACUUGAUGGAGUGGAUGUUACAGGGUACCCAAUAUUCAAAGAAGAAAAGGUGCAGAAGGCCAUUGCAUUUGCAAAUAAGGCUCAUCACGGCCAGUUUAGGAAGACAGGGGAUCCUUAUAUUACUCAUUGCAUCCAUACAGGAAAGAUUUUGGCAGCUCUGGUUCCAUCCACUGGUGAAAGAGCUGUAAACACAGUUGUAGCUGGCAUUCUUCAUGAUGUGGUUGAUGACACAAUAGAAAAUCUGAGCUGCAUAGAAGAACAUUUUGGAGAUGAUGUUGCUCAUCUAGUUGCUGGCGUGUCAAAAUUAAGCUAUGUAAAUCAGCUGCUACGGCGUCAUAGACGAAACAGUUUUAGUGAAAGUUCUUUGGAUCCUGAUGAGGCAAAUAAUCUGCGCGUUAUGCUCUUGGGCAUGGUUGAUGAUCCUCGUGUGGUUCUCAUUAAGCUUGCUGACCGGCUGCAUAACAUGAGGACAAUUUAUGCGUUGUCAUUGCCCAAAGCUCAUGCAGUUGCUCAGGAAACAUUGUCUAUAUGGUGUUCCCUUGCUUCUCGAUUGGGAGUUUGGGCUUUAAAAGCUGAAAUGGAAGAUUUGUGUUUUGCUGUACUUCAGCCUCACACAUUUCAGACAAUGCGGGCUGAGCUUUCGUCCAUGUGGCAGCCAAAUAACAAGACUAGAAAUCUGAGAAGGUUAUCUACUAAAGCUGGCUUUAUUGUACCAUUGCAAGAUACUAAUUCCAUUCCCAACCAUGAUUUGCCUGUUUCAACAAAUGAGGAGAGGGGAAAUAUGAGGGAUCUUUUGUAUUCUGUGUUGCCAUUUGACCUGUUGCUUGAUCGAAGAAAACGAACAAGUUUUCUUGAUAAUCUCAAGAGCCACUCGGAUGCUGCAGGAAUGAAGCCUGAGGUUGUGAAUGAUGUUGGUAUUGCCUUGGGAUCCCUUGUAGUUUGUGAAGAAGCCCUUGAACAGGAGUUGCUAAUAUCAAAUUCUUAUAUUCCAGGAAUGGAAAUAACUCUCUCUAGUAGACUGAAAAGCUUGUACAGUAUCUACUGCAAGAUGAAACGGAAAGACAUUAACAUCAGACAAGUUUAUGAUGCUCGUGCACUAAGAGUUGUUGUUGGUGACAAGAAUGGGAAAUUACAUGGACCCGCAGUCAAAAGCUGCUACAGUCUUCUUGAUAUUAUACACAGGUUGUGGACCCCGAUUGAUGGUGAGUUUGAUGAUUACAUUGUCAACCCUAAGCCAAGUGGUUACCAGUCACUGCAUACUGCAGUGCUAGGUCCUGAUAGCUCUCCUUUGGAAGUACAAAUAAGAACCCAGCGGAUGCAUGAGUAUGCCGAAUUUGGACUCGCUGCCCAUUGGUUAUACAAGGAGAGUAAGGAUGAGACUGCUGGUAGCAUGGAUGAUUCUAAGAUCAAACCAUCAACCUAUGAAAAUAAUUAUCUGGAGGAUGAAACUUAUGUUGAAGAUAGUGUAAAUAAUAAGUAUGCUUCCCUGAAAGUAGGGCAUCCUGUUCUCAGAGUUGAGGGUAGUCAAUUGCUUGCAGCUGUCAUUGUCAGGGUGGAUAAAGGUGGAAGAGAGCUUCUAGUUGCUGUGAGCUUUGAUCUCGAAGCUUCUGAAUCAGUUGCAGAAAGACGAUCUUCUAUCCAGAAAAAACAUUGGGAAGAUUUUGCUAGGCUGUAUAAAAAGGUUUCUGACCAGUGGUGGUUUGCGCCUGGGCAUGGUGAUUGGUGUACAUGUCUUGAGAAGUACACAUUAAGUCGAGAUGGAAUAUUUCAUAAGGAAGACCAAUUCCAGCGCUUGCUGCCAACCUUCAUCCAAGUACUAGAUCUAACAGAGAAGGAAGAGGCUGAAUAUUGGAUGGUUAUGUCUGCCGUUGUUGAAGGGAAACAGAUCCUUUCUGUUUCAUCAGAUUUAGCCAAUGCUGAGAGAUCCCGGUCUGAGUCUUUCAGUUAUACUUCAACGGAAGAUGGUAUUAAUAAUAAGGUGUAUCUUUUGAGGACAAUGCUUCAAUGGGAGGAGCAGGUGCGGCAUGGGGCAACCUUAGGACCAAGAAAAAAUGUGACAACUUCAUAUGGUGAACCAAAUUCUGUGCCUCUUGGUGAAGUAGUGAUCAUACGCUGGCCUCAUGGUGAGAUAGUGAGGAUGAGAUCUGGUAGUACUGCUGCCGAUGCUGCUCAUAGGAUUGGCUUUGAGGGAAAGCUAGUUUUAGUUAAUGGCCAGCUUGCUCUACCACAUACUGAACUGAAGGAUGGUGAUAUAGUGGAGAUAAGAUUAUGAUUACUCUCUUUAUUAACAAGUUUUCAUUGAUUAAAAUUGAAAGGCCCAUUUCUGUGAGACGGAAGAUGUCUCAUCAUUGAAGAUGCAGGGUACGUUGAAGUGUAAUUGGGCCCUAGCUCUUUGUACAGGUACUUCUCCAUUGCAUGAUAUUCCAUUUUUAUUUUCUGUACAUAUACAUUUUAAGUAAUAAUAAUAAAUCAUAUGCAAGCACA